AACAGCUUUUUUGAGGGUUAAAAAAGAAUUAUUGUAUUUUACUGACCUAGAUGGCGCCACUAAUAUUAUUAUCCUGGGAAAUCGAAAGAACGCAAUUUUCGAUUUCGGGGAAUUCCCGCUUUUAGUUUAUACGUAGUGUUCUUACCAUAGAAUUAUAACCAAGCAAACUGUGCUUUUGUAACUAAAAUGAAGCCGUUCAGCAAGAGCGUGUUUUUUGCUUUGCUUAUUUUAACUCAGAAUGUGUUCAUUUUCUGCAAAGAUACGGGCAAGGAAGAAGAAAAAGAAUCCAUCUUGGAUUCUGUUGUGUCAGCAGUGACUGAUUCUGAUAAUAUUAAAUUUGGUAUUAAAACUGCAGCUGUUGCUGGCAUUGCCAUAGCUGGAGCUCCCGCUGUACUUGCAGCUGCUGGUUUCGGUGCAGGAGGUAUUGCAGCUGGAUCUCUUGCAGCUACUUAUCAGAGUACUAUGAUAGGAGGAAGCAUUCUUUCUGGAUCGACAUUUGCUGCUCUGCAGAGUGUAGGAGCUGCGGGUUUAGGAAUAGUUGGAAAAGCUACUAUUACAUGUGUAUCAGCAGCAGCGAUUAAAGCUUAUGAAGUUAUGUCUGGCAAAUCAGACAAAAAUAAGUGCAAUGAUAAUGAAAAUUGUUAACUUGUACUGAUUUAAAAAGCAUUUUGAUAUAAAAUGCAUUUAAAUAAAGGACAGAAAUGAUGAAAAUGA
Stegodyphus dumicola is the source of this 714-nucleotide messenger RNA. RefSeq lists its product as uncharacterized. The record is from RefSeq and is a predicted model, not a curated record. NCBI's taxonomy places the organism in Eukaryota, Metazoa, Arthropoda, Arachnida, Araneae, Eresidae. Gene Ontology annotation, cellular component: membrane.